This is a messenger RNA of Lycium ferocissimum, 678 nucleotides long. RefSeq lists its product as uncharacterized. Lineage: Eukaryota; Viridiplantae; Streptophyta; Magnoliopsida; Solanales; Solanaceae. The transcript is spliced from 5 exons. Bases 1 to 678 code for a protein of 225 amino acids. The record is from RefSeq and is a predicted model, not a curated record.
AUGGGGGAACUGGAUUUGGUUUGUGAUCGACUCGACGUACCUGUUCACAUGUGUACUUCGGUUGGAGAUUUGACAGUGGUUGAUCGAGUCUAUCGAUCCCGUUUAGUUACCUUUAUGGGUUAUGACACAUGGGAAAAGAAGCUUUAUGCCAAGUUUUAUAAGUGUGAGUUUUGGCUUGAUUCUAUGAUAUUCAUGAGCCACGUGGUGUUAAAAGAUGGGAUUAUGGUUUAUCCCAAGAAGAUUGAGGCUGUUAGAGAUUGGGCGAGGCCCACUUCAGUGGCUGAGAUUCGUAGCUUUGAGGUACCUUUCCAGUGGCCCGAUGCCCGUGAAGAGAGCUUUCAAAAUCUCAAGACCUUGUUGACUACAUCCCCAAUUUUGGCAUUACCCGUGGAGGUCAGGGUUUUAGCAUGUGUUAAGGUGAGGCCGUCUCUUUUGGAGCAGAUCAGGGCACAGCAGUUUGAUGAUGCUAAGUUGUGUAUGAUUCGUGAUAAAGUGUUGAGUGGUGAGGCCAAGGAGGCCAUGCUUGAUGAUGAAGGGGUCUUAAGGAUCAAGGGACAUGUGUGCGUUUCUCAUGUGGGUGGUCUGAUUCACUUGAUAUUAGAGGAGGCUCAUAGCUCCAGAUAUUCUAUUCAUCCGCGUGAGAUCAAGAUAUAUCGUAAUUUGAGACAGCAUUACUAG